AUGGCGCUUGGUUUUAAGUAUCAAAUAAGCGUUGUUUGUGUUAUACUGUUGUUUCCAGUACUAUGUAACUGCAACAAAGAAUAUUAUGCCAAAUCAAGAGCAUCCUAUUAUGGCACCUCUGACGGCUAUGGAAAUCCAAGGGGAGCUUGUGGUUUCGGAGACUAUGGAAAGAUAGUGAAUGAUGGCAGUGUCGCAGCAGUUUCUGCCAAGUUGUGGAAAAAUGGAGGAGGAUGUGGUGCAUGUUAUCAAGUGAGGUGCAAAAUAGCACAAUAUUGUGAUGAUAAUGGAGCAUAUGUGGUGGUGACAGACUAUGGUGAGGGAGAUAGGACUGAUUUCAUAUUGAGUUCACGUGCCUUUUCAAGAUUGGGGCGCAAUGCAGUUACGUCCCAAAAAUUAAAGAAAUAUGGAGUAUUGGAUGUUGAAUACAAAAGGGUUCCUUGUACAUUUAAAGGCAACAAUAUCGUAUACCAAAUCAAUGAAAAUAGUAGAAACCCAGGCUAUUUCGCUAUCAAUAUUCUUUAUGUUGGAGGAACAUACGAUGUCAACGCUGUUGAGAUCUGGCAGAAACAACAGCACCAAUGGGAGGCCAUGCGUAGAUCUUAUGGCGCUGUAUUUGACUUUGCUAACCCGCCUGAAGGUGAAAUCGGAUUGAGGUUUCAAGUGAGUAGCAAUGCUGGGUCCAGUUGGGUGCGCUUCACAAUACCUGCCAGUUGGAAGGCUGGUGCUACUUAUUCCACCAAGAUUCAGCCUUAA
Molecule: messenger RNA, 753 nt
Organism: Lathyrus sativus (Indian pea)
Lineage: Eukaryota; Viridiplantae; Streptophyta; Magnoliopsida; Fabales; Fabaceae
Source: the annotation of a GenBank genome assembly